Messenger RNA from Papilio polytes (common Mormon), 4030 nucleotides. RefSeq names its product indole-3-acetaldehyde oxidase-like. Gene Ontology annotation, molecular function: FAD binding; iron ion binding; oxidoreductase activity. Bases 238 to 3945 code for a protein of 1235 amino acids. The transcript is spliced from 16 exons. NCBI's taxonomy places the organism in Eukaryota, Metazoa, Arthropoda, Insecta, Lepidoptera, Papilionidae. The record is from RefSeq and is a predicted model, not a curated record.
UCUUGAUAAGUGGCGCUGGUAUCGCGGCUGGUGCAGAAAAUGUGAACCUAGAUAUGCAUAGAAAAUAGCCUCCUGAUACUAUUUUGACGUUUCCAGGAGGCACUAUUGAGCUGUUAUAAUUUAGUUCGACUUAUACCCACCGGAUCAGAUAACCUUAUUGUAAACGAGACAAUACCACGGGAGACAUCUUUAAAUGCCUACCUUCGAUAUUACCUAUCCCUCCCGGGUACCAAGGCGAUGUGCCACCAAGGCGGCUGCGGGGCUUGCAUCGUGGUAGUACGGGCGGAGCGGCCCACAUCCGGCGUGAAAGAAACAUUUUCUGUUAACUCUUGCCUAGUUCUCGUAUUCUCAUGCCACGGCUGGGAGAUCACAACUAUCGAAGGGGUUGGCAACAGACUGUGCGGUUACAGCGACGUUCAGAAGAGAAUCGCUGCGUUCAAUGGAACGCAAUGUGGGUACUGUACUCCCGGCUGGGUUAUGCAAAUUACUAGCCUGCUAGACAAGCAUCUCACAAUGAAGCAGAUGGAAGACUCAUUAGGCAGUAAUACAUGUCGCUGCACCGGCUAUAGACCUAUACUGGAUACCGCAAAGUCCUUAGCAAUAGACGCAAGUUCAGAUCUAUGCGCUAAAAUCAACGACAUAGAGGAUUCACACACAUGUAAAAAGGAAUGCAAAAGGAAAUGCUCAAGUAUCAGCGAAAAUGACUGGUGUAUAAUAGAUAAGUUGGAAAUAAAUGAAUCGAUCAUAUCUUUAAAUUUUGGUGUUACAAAAUUUUACAAAACUUUCACUGAAGAAGAAAUUUUUCAUGUUUUAUCGCAUUGCGGUGAUGAUUCUUAUAUGUUUGUUGAUGGGAAUACAGCAAAAGGUGUUUAUAAAACCUACGAAUACCCUAGAAUACUGAUAGACAUAAGUGACGGCAAAUCACUGAAGACGUAUGUAUUCAGUCAGAAUCUCGUCCUAGGAGCUAAUGUUAGUCUAGAAGAUUGCAUCACGAUAUUCACAGAGACAGCAAAAAGAACGUAUGGAUUCGCAUAUUUGGCGGAAUUAGCUAAACAUAUAAAACUUGUGGCGCACAUUCCUGUUAGAAAGAUCGGCUCCAUAGCUGGUAAUUUAAUGCUUAAACAUAUGAGACCAGAUUUUCAAUCGGAUAUAUUUUUGCUAUUAGAAACGGUAGGCGCUUAUGUGACUUUGAGAAAUUCCCGUAACAAAAGACUAUCGUUGUCUAUGAUAGAUUUCUUGAGCUACAACAUGCGAGGUCAGCUGAUGUUGAACGUGGAACUCCCACCAUUAGGAGAAAAUAAUAUUGUUAAAACUUAUAAGAUACUACCACGUAACCAGAACGCUUUAGCAAUUGUCAAUGCUGGAUUCCUUCUAAAAGUAAACGCGCAUAACGUAAUUACAGAAGCAAGGAUUGUUUACGGCAAUAUAUCGCCGGACUUCAUACAUGCACAUCACACGGAGCAAUAUUUAUUAGGAAAGAAUAUAUUUUGCAACGAUAGUCUUCGAGGAGCUAUACAAUUGUUGAAUGCAGAAAUUAUACCACAAUACUGUCCACCGAAACCAUCACCAGAAUGUAGAAAGAAAUUAGCAAUAGGUUUGUUUUACAAGUUUAUCUUAAACAUAAAUCCGAUCGGAUUACCAUGUCCGAAGUAUUGUUCUGGUGGGUUCUUGAUAAAGCGUCCACUAUCCAGUGGGAAGCAAAACUUCCAGACAAAUCCAUUACUGUAUCCUCUAAAUGAGCCGCUACAAAAACUAGAAGCGAUUAUCCAAGCAUCGGGAGAAGCGCAAUACGCUAAUGAUAUACCGCCGAAGAAAAGAGAAGUGUUUGCAGCGUUUGUACUAUCUACAGUACAUGCUGGCGAAAUCGAUGUCAUUGAUGCACACGAUGUUUUGGCGAUCGAAGGUGUGCUCGCUCUAUAUACUGCAAAUGAUAUCCCAGGGAAGAAUUCAUUCGGUUUUCCUGGAAUUCAACUACAAUAUGAAGAUGAAGAAAUCCUCGCCAGUUCACAUAUAAAGUUCUUCGGACAACCGAUAGCGAUAUUAGUAGCUUGUACCGAGGCAUUAGCAGUUAAGGCUGCUAGGAAAGUGAAGGUCACUUAUAAAAACGUUCCUAAUACAUCUCCUGUGCUAACCAUAGACGCUGCAAAGACCGAUCCUAGAAGAUACAUGGCUGGAGAUUCUAGUAUAACACCAAAGAGUAGAGGUACUAACGUGACGAAAAUAAUAAAAGGUGUAUAUGAAAUUGGAGCACAAUAUCACUAUUACAUGGAACCCAUAACUUGUGUGGUCAUCCCAGUAGAUAAAGGUCUAGAUGUCUACGAUUCAUCACAAUGGAUGGAUUUAUCACAGAUUGCAAUCGCUCAGUGUUUAGGUAUAAAAGAAAGCGAUGUGCAUUUAAAAAUACGUAGAAUUGGUGGUGGUUUCGGAGGUAAAAUCAGUCGCAAUGUUCAAGUUUCUACCGCAUGCGCUUUGGUCGCUAAAAAGAUGGAUUUGCCGUGUAGAUUUAUUUUACCGAUCGAGACGAACCUUACCAUCGCAGGGAGAAGACUUCCGUGCCAAUGUGAAUAUGAGGUCGGAGUUGACGAUAAUGGUAAAAUUCAAUACUUAGACGCUGUUAUAGUUGAAGAUGAUGGUUGUUCCCACAACGAGAACAUACUGAGUUACACGGCAGAAGGUUUUCCCAACUGUUACAUCACGGAUACUUGGAAAUUGAGCACGGGCAGUGUACUCACUGAUCUACCUUCAAAUACAUUCGCUCGAGCUCCAGGCACAUCAGAAGGUAUCGCCUGCAUAGAGCAUAUAAUGGAGCAUAUCUCAUACGCAGUACAAAGAGAUUCAACAUCUGUACGGCUCGCGAACAUGAGGACUGAAGACAACGAUAUCCCACAACUUAUAGAAGAAUUAAAGAUAGAAGCGGAUUACGACAAAAGAGUUUUAGAAGUGGAAAAAUUUAACAAAGAAAAUCGUUGGAUGAAACGAGCGAUACAAAUCAGUGUGAUGUUAUUCCCAGUUCAAUUUUACGGAAACUACACAGCUAUGGUAUCCAUUUAUAGGGGAGAUGGUACUGUUACUGUCACCACAGGAGGUAUAGAAAUGGGACAAGGAUUAAAUACGAAAGCAGCACAAGUUUGUGCAUACGAACUAUCUAUUCCUGUAGAAUGCGUCACAGUUAUACCUAAUUAUUCUUUCGUGGCAGCCAAUAACGUUUUCUCCGGAUCGAGUAUAACUAGCGAGAGUGUAUGUUUUUCGAUUAUAAAAGCGUGUAAGAUAAUUAAAAAAAGAUUGGAACCUAUAGUAAAGAGAUUGCAGAAACCCACGUGGUUGCAAAUCGUGCAAGCGGCUGGCGCUGAACAGAUAGAAUUGUCAGCUAAAUAUAUGAUGACGGAUAAAGAACCUGAGCUUCAAAGGUACAGCGCAUUUUCGGUGGUUAUUUUGGAAGUGCAAUUAGACGUGUUGACUGGACGAUAUCAAUUGUUAAGAGCAGAUAUGUUAGAAGACGUCGGCUUGAGUACUAACCCUGCGGUAGAUGUUGGUCAAUUGGAAGGUGCUUACGUUCAAGGAAUUGGUUACUUCCUGACAGAGGACUUCGUAUAUGAUAAAACGACAGGGAAAUUGUUGACAAACGAUAGUCUCAACUAUGAUGUACCUCUUGCGAAAGACGUUCCUAUAGACUUUAGAAUAAAGUUCAAAGACAACGCGAAGAAUCCCAAAGGAGUUUUAGGAUCUAAAACGGUUGGGGAGAUGGGUAUUUGCACAGCGCAUGGAGUUACACACGCUUUGAGGAAAUGUAUUUAUGAAUCACGAAAAGAUUCAGGCUAUGAUCCCAAAGAGUGGAUUAAUAUAGCUCACCCAUACAACACAGAGUCAAUAUUAAAGGCUUUAGAUGUGAAAUUAAAUGAAUUUCUUCUAACUUGCAAUAUUCAUGAGGAUUUAAGCAAGAAUUAAAAGUCGACGAAAUAUCAUAUGGAGUGACUUUUUAAAAGAGAAGUUUAAAAAAUGUUUGUGAUAAAAAUUGAUUAUUGAAAAAAAA